AUGAAAACAAAAACAUGGAAAAAUGGGAGUGAUUGUUGUUCAUGGCAUGGGGUCAUUUGUGAUACUGUCUCUAGUCAUGUGAUUGACCUUGACCUUGGCUGUGAAGGCCUUAUAGGCUCCCAAUUUCAUUCUAAGUUUGGGGGCUUCAAGAGUCUUACACAUCUUGACUUGUCUUCUUCUUCUGCCUUUCAAGGAGAUGUUCCUCCUCAAAUCUCACACCUUUCUAAAUUAAUAUCACUUCAUCUCUCUGGAAAUAAUGAGUUAGUUUGGAAAGAGAGCACUUUGAAGAGGCUUGUGCAAAAUGCAACAAAUUUAAGGGACAUGUUUUUGGAUGACACAAAUAUGUCUUCAAUUAAAUUAAACUCCAUUGAUUUUCUCUUCAAUCAUUCCUCCUCUUUGGUUACUCUAAGUCUUAAAUACACAGGAUUAAGCGGAAACUUCAAACAAAGCAUCCUCUGUUUACCAGGAAUUCGUGAACUAUAUAUGCCAGGUAAUGACUUUAGAAGUCAGCUUCCAGAAUUGAGUUGCAGUGACAAUCUUAGAAUUUUGGAUUUUUCAUUUAAUAAUUUUCAUGGACCCAUUCCUCCAUCAUUUUCUAACCUCACAUAUUUUACUUCUCUAGAUUUAGGGGAAAACUCUCUUAACGGUUCAAUUCCAUCCUCCCUUUUGGCUCUGUCAUCUUUAACUUCUCUAGAUCUCUCUUUAAAUGAUCUUAGUGGCCAACUCCCAAAUGUAUUUCACCAAUCAAAUACACUUCAAGAAUUAGAGUUGAGUUAUAACAAAAUUGAAGGUGAGCUUCCAAUAUCACUUUCUAACCUUAGUCAUCUCAUUAGCUUGCACCUUGCUAAGAAUUCAUUUAUUGGUCAGAUCCCAGAUGUGUUUGGGGGAAUGACCAAACUACAAGAUCUCUCUCUUUCUUCAAACAAUUUAGAAGGAGUAAUUCCUUCUUCAUUAUUUAACUUGAAUCAACUUGUGACAUUAGAUUGCUCUAAUAAUAAACUAGUGGGUCCCCUAAUCAACAAAAUUCCAGGUUUGCAAAAGCUAAUUGUAUUGCUUUUAGAUAACAACUUGUUAAAUGGAACAAUUCCUUCCUCCCUGCUAACUUUGCCUUGUUUGAAAUAUUUAUAUCUAUCAAACAAUCAAUUUACGGGUCAUAUUAGUGCAAUCUCAUCAUAUUCCUUAGAAGAGCUUUUUAUAUGCGACAAUAAGCUACAAAGCAUUAUUCCAAAAUCGAUUUUCAACCUUUCAAAUAUAACUAGACUAUGUCUAUCAUCAAACAACUUCAGUGGUGUUGUUGAUUUUCAAAAAAUUUCCAAACUUCAAAAUUUGCUUUCCCUGUCUCUUUCACAUAAUAGCCAAUUAGCAAUAAGCAUUGAAUCCAAUGUCAAUUACAGUUUUCCUAGACUAAUUGAAUUGGAGUUGUCUUCUUUGAGUUUGAAUGAACUUCCCAAAUUCCUAGGAAAACUGCCAAGUUUGGAUUCUCUUGAUAUGUCCAAUAACAAAUUUACUGGAAGUGUUCCCAAUUGGUUACUUGAAACAAUUAACUCAUUUGGAUUUUUGAACCUUUCUCAAAACUUGUUCACUUCGAUAGAUCAGUCCUCAAGAAGUAGUUAUCAGCUCGGUUUCCUUGAUCUUAACUUACUACAAGGUGAACUUUCUGCCUCAAUUUGCCACAUGAGUUCACUAAAAUUUCUCAAUCUUGCACACAACAAAUUGACAGGUACCAUUCCACAAUGUCUUGUUAGUUUAUGGCAUCUUGAAGUUUUGGAUUUACAAAUGAACAAAUUUUCUGGCACUUUGCCAAGUAAGUUUUCAAAUGACAGCCAACUUUCUACUCUAAAUCUCUAUGACAACCAAUUAGAAAAGUGUUUACCGAAAACUUUGUCCCAAUGCAAAAAGCUGGAAGUUUUAAAUAUUGGCAGUAACAGAAUAGAAGACAAAUUUCCUUACUGGCUUCAAACUCUGCAAAAUUUGAAAAUAUUGGUUUUGCGAGACAAUAAGUUCCAUGGUUCCAUUGAUAAUCAAAAGAUCAAUUAUCCAUUUCCCAAUUUAAUUAUUUUUGAUAUCUCAGGAAAUAACUUUAGCGGUCCGCUACCAAAAAUCUAUUUUAAAAAGUUUGAAGCCAUGAAAAAUGUUAUUCAAGAUCCAGAAGGUAGGUCAUAUAUGGAAAAGGCUUUUAUUCCUGGUGUAGCAAUUCAAACAUUUAGAUAUAAAUCAAGAAAUGGAUCAGAGCAAUAUAAGAAUUACUCUGAUUCUAUUGUUGUGAUGAUGAAAGGAAUCAAUAUGCCAAUGGUAAAAAUUCCAAGAAUCUUUGUAAUUAUUGAUCUGUCAAGAAACAAAUUUGAAGGAGAGAUUCCAAAUGUUAUUGGUGAGCUUCAUGAGCUCAUAGGACUUAACCUUUCCCAUAACAAACUCGUUGGUCAUAUUCCCCAAUCCAUGGGAAACUUGACAAACUUGGAAUGGUUGGAUCUCUCCUCAAAUAUGUUGAUUGGUAUGAUUCCUGCCGAUUUCACAAAUCUAAACAGCCUUGAAGUUUUGAAUCUUUCCAAUAACCAUCUUGUGGGAGAAAUACCUCAAGGAAGUCAGUUCAAUACAUUUUCAAAUGAUUCAUAUGAAGGAAACUUGGGGUUAUGCGGAUUUCCUUUGUCAAAGAACUGUGGACCUGAACAACAUUCUCCUCCUUCACCCAACAAGCUUUGGAGUGAAGAGAAAUUUGGAUUUGGAUUUGGAUGGAAGCCAGUGGCAAUUGGAUAUGGAUGUGGAUUUGUGUUUGGAAUAGGUCUUGGAUAUUGCAUGUUUUUAAUUGGAAAGCCUAGAUGGCUUGUGAUCAUAUUUGGUGGCCAACCAAAGAGAAGAGUGAGAAGAAGAAGAACAAGAGUGAGGAGGACCAAUGGUUCAACCAUGAAUCAGAUGAUAUAAAUGUCAUAGUUUUGUUGUUGUUGUUAUCUUUCUGACUGUGUUAGUUUUAAUUUUCUAUUUAAAAUAAGCUUGAUGAUUCUUGUUUGAUCAGCUACUUUGAUUGUGUAUUGUAACUUGUAAGUUUUUCAAUGUUGUUGUUAACAUGUUGCUGGUGUUAUGUUAAAGUUGUAUUUAUUUUGUUUGUGCUUAAUAAAUAUAUUG
Molecule: messenger RNA, 3120 nt
Organism: Vicia villosa (hairy vetch)
Lineage: Eukaryota; Viridiplantae; Streptophyta; Magnoliopsida; Fabales; Fabaceae
Product: receptor-like protein 54
Exons: 2
Coding region: 1-2919 (972 amino acids)
Molecular function (GO): protein binding
Source: RefSeq, a predicted model, not a curated record